Messenger RNA from Drosophila montana, 916 nucleotides. It is a transcript of the gene Cpr64Aa, whose product is annotated as Cuticular protein 64Aa. The coding region runs from base 42 to 644 and encodes 200 amino acids. NCBI's taxonomy places the organism in Eukaryota, Metazoa, Arthropoda, Insecta, Diptera, Drosophilidae. The record is from RefSeq and is a predicted model, not a curated record. The transcript has 2 exons. Gene Ontology annotation, cellular component: extracellular matrix.
CUCCUCCAAAUCGCCUUCAAAUCGCCUUCAAUAAAACAAAAAUGGCACAAAAAUUGUUGCUCGUUUUUAGCGCUCUGUUGGCCGUGUCCAGCGCUGUGCUGGUGCCCGGUCCUGGCCUGGCAUUGCCCGGAUAUCCUUCGCUGGGCGCGCCCGUCUAUCCCAAGCUGGCGGCGCCCGUUUAUCCCGGCCUGGCCAAGUUGGCCGUCGCCAAGGUGGCCGGACCCGAGCCAUACGAUCCGAAUCCACAGUACAGCUUCAGCUACGAUGUGCAUGAUAGCUCCACGGGCGACGUGAAGAACCAGCAGGAGUCGCGCAGCGGCGACGUUGUCCAGGGCUCCUACUCGCUGAUCGAGGCCGACGGCACCCGUCGCAUUGUGGAGUAUACCGCGGAUCCUGUGCACGGCUUCAAUGCCGUCGUCCAUCGCGAGGGCGUCGCCGUCAAGGCUGUCGCUCCCGUGGCCAAGGUUCUGGCACCGGCUCCGCUGUUGCAUGCCCCCGUUGUGGCCAAGCUGCCAGCCUAUGGCCCCGCCUAUGGCCCGGCUCUGGCUCCUGCCUAUCAUGCACCCGCCUAUGGACCAGCUCUGGCUCCGGCCUAUCAUGGUCCGGCUCUGGGACCCGCCUACUCGCCGCUGGGCUAUCACUAAGUCACGAUCAAAGGAACAACUGAAGACCACAAUGUUGACGACCUCUUGACCUCUUGACCGCAAAGCGCAAUUUCUCCUCCACGUGGCCAGCGGCGGGCUGCCGUCUGACCUAUCGUCGUAGUCGAUAGUUGUAGUAUUAGUUGAAAUGCAAGCGAUAUAUAUCGUUCUACUUAUGUACAUAUAUACGAAUUCACUCGGGCGGAUUCAAUUCCACCCGCUCUCAUCUACACUCACACAUUCGUUGCCUUUCAUAUGUAUGUUCUUCUUGUCUA